UCGCCGAGUUCCCUCCAAAUUCCGGCAACGAGGGUUUCCGAAGGCCAUUUCCACCGCUCAGGGUUUUACGAGAAUUUCUAUCGACAAUGGCGACCAUUAUUUCUAGAGGUGCGAAGCAUUUCCACUAUGCAAAUCGCUGUCUCUCUUUACACCGUUUGAGCUUGCGUUCGCAUUCGAAUUCGCAUUCGCCUUCGUCUUCUGUUGUCGCUGGCGCGAAUCUUCAUGAUCGAGAUUUUCCCCUUCUUCAGUCGGGGCUUGGGAUCAAUUAUUUAGCUAUGUAUAUGAGGCGGCUUUAUGGUACCGGUUCUCCUACUGCUGAUUCUCAAAGCCCAGCCUCCGAGAGAUCGACAGAGUCCAAUUCUAGUGAAGGGGAUGAUUCGGGGAAAUCAAAUCAGAGCAACGAUGCUGGAAAAUCUGUUCGCGGUGGGCCCGUAUCAUGGCUGAGUUUUCUUUUGCUGGUUGCCACUGGAGCGGGACUGGUUUUUUAUUAUGACAGAGAAAAGAAACGUCAUAUCGAAGAAAUAAACAAGGCUUCCAUAGAAGUCAAACAAGGACCGUCUGUAGGAAAAGCAGCUAUUGGGGGCCCAUUUAAACUUAUCAAUCAUGAUGGGAAGAAGGUCACAGAAAAAGACUUUUUCGGGAGAUGGACAUUGGUAUAUUUUGGCUUCACUCACUGUCCGGACAUUUGCCCAGACGAGCUACAAAAGCUAGCUGCCGCAGUUGAUAAAAUCAAAGAAAAGGCAGGAAUUAAAAUUGUGCCUGUCUUCAUCUCUGUUGAUCCCGAGAGAGAUACCGUAGAACAAGUGCGGGAAUAUGUCAAAGAAUUCCAUCCGGACUUGGUUGGGCUAACUGGGACCUCAGAGGAGAUACGCAAUGUAGCUCGAGCAUAUCGAGUUUAUUAUAUGAAGACUGAAGAGGAAGACUCGGAUUAUCUCGUCGAUCACUCCAUAGUGAUGUACUUAAUGGGUCCUAAAAGCAUGGAAUUCGUAAAAUUUUUUGGGAAGAACAACGACGUUGACUCACUCGCAGAUGGUGUCAUCAAAGAGAUAAAGCAGUACAAGAAAUAGAAAGUUCUUGGUCAACCAAGUUCUAUCAUACUACUACAAUCUGGUCCGUUAUUUUUCGAGCUUCAACAUUUUUCCCGGGUAUUUCGAUUGUUUGGCAUCUAUGGCAGGUUGAUACCUAUGAUAGGUCAUGUCUUAGUUAAUAAUAUUGUUUCAUAUCUAUAACAUUAAUGCAACUUAUUUAGAGAAUUGGCCACAUUUAACUGCAGGUAGUUCCUGAAAGAUUGGUUAUUCAUACGGUAUGCUGUUCAAACUACUCAAUUUUUUAAACCCUUUUCAGCUACAUGUAUGAAAAUUGCCUUUGCGCCCAAUUUUCUUGUUU
Messenger RNA from Momordica charantia (bitter melon), 1386 nucleotides. It is a transcript of the gene HCC1, whose product is annotated as electron transport SCO1/SenC family protein. The record is from RefSeq and is a predicted model, not a curated record. Lineage: Eukaryota; Viridiplantae; Streptophyta; Magnoliopsida; Cucurbitales; Cucurbitaceae. Gene Ontology annotation, biological process: mitochondrial respiratory chain complex IV assembly.